Anthonomus grandis grandis is the source of this 2104-nucleotide messenger RNA. RefSeq lists its product as uncharacterized. The transcript has 10 exons. The record is from RefSeq and is a predicted model, not a curated record. Gene Ontology annotation, molecular function: structural constituent of chitin-based larval cuticle. Bases 123 to 1904 code for a protein of 593 amino acids. Gene Ontology annotation, cellular component: chitin-based extracellular matrix. NCBI's taxonomy places the organism in Eukaryota, Metazoa, Arthropoda, Insecta, Coleoptera, Curculionidae.
GGGAUCUUAAAAACAUCACCUUCCCCCCGCUUUAAUUUAGCGGCACCUAUAAAACAUUUUUUUCAUUUUUUUUCGUUUAGUACCGACUUCGUUUUGGCCCUUUUCCUUACGAAAUUUAAGAAAUGAUUUGCGUCUAUUCAUUAGUUGUAAUCGGGCUUUUUCUAUUGAUCCCUAACUGCCAAUCCGCGGAUGAUGAUUACAAUAUCGUGCAUAAAGACGGAUCGUUCGAAUUUGGAUACAACAAUCCAGACUCUUACCAUUACGCCGAUGGAAAUAGAAACAAUGUGGUUAAGGGUGAAUUUGGAGGUAGAAAUCCUAAAACAGGUGGUAUAGAUACUACGGUGUACACUGCCGGGCCUAGAGGCUUUAGACCUAGAGGCAAAAACGUUUAUAGAAAAUACAACUUGAACCAAAACGGACCUAGAGCUACAGGAUCCAGAGACGAUCCUUACUACGACCCUUACGAGGACCCCAGCUACAAUUUCGCCUUUCGAACCAGAACUUAUAGCAGACAAGAGAAUGCAAAUCGAGUGGGAGAUGUUUCUGGAAAAUACACUUAUUUGGAUGACAUAGGGGAGAGACACAAUGUUGAAUAUAUCGCAGGCAGAAACACAGGUUUCCACGUCAAAACGCCGUUUCCCGAUAGCAACCCAAGGGCUUACGGACCUUUAUAUUUUAGGGGCAGGGGCAAGCCAAUUCCUAGAGGAAGAACUUCGAUACAACGGGGAUUAGAUGGGAGCUAUAAGUUUGUGUCAGCUGGGCCAGAUCAACGACGUACAGAAGUAAGUGAUUCAACUGGACAUGUAAGAGGCUCCUACACGUACCUAGAUGAUAAAGGAGUACAACAUGCGGUGCACUAUAUAGCUGGCCCUGAAACCGGAUACAGGGUUCUAAAGACUGUCAAAGGUGCUCAUUUGCCAACGGUGUUUCCAUUCGAACAUCCAGACAUUGUUCCAUCAGACUUCUAUGAUCCUUAUGGACCAGAGGGUGACGUGUUUGACACCGCGGCCAGUGGAAGGCCUUUUAGACCUGGCGGUAAACCUAGUGGCUCCAAGCCAUCCACAGACUUAGGAAACGGAAUAGAUGUGAACGAUGCAGACUACGAUCAAUACGGCGAUGGUGCCAAUAAAUCGCAAGGAGGUUUUGGUAGUAAACGUCCAAGGCCCUCAUCUACUGCUGGAACAACUAAACGGCCAAAUGGAGCAGGUUCUAGGCCGGGAUUUGAUGACCAGGAUGAGGAUUUUGGAGACUUUGGAGAUUUGUUUGGAAAUGGUGGUAGUGGAAGUACCACAGCUAGACCCAGUAAAGGACGCCCUUCAUCUACUACACUGAAGCCAACUUCAACGGCAGGAGUACCAGAUAAGGAGGACGAUGGCUCUUAUAAACCUGAUGGAGAUGAUGGGUCGUAUCCCGGGACUACUGCUAGACCAGGUGGUUCAACAACUCCAUUUUCCGGAUACCCAUCAGGCAAACCAUCUCCAGGCGCACCAACUUUAGGACCAGAUGAAGAGUAUGAUUUCAACGAAGUUCCUGACAAGGGACUUUUUGGAAGUGAUAGUGGCAGACCGUUCGGUAGACCUGGAGGUAGUGGAGACUACGAAGGAAACAUUGGAGACAGUGUAAGUGGAGGAGGGAUCCUGCAGGUGGGAGACGGAAGAAAGAAGUGUCCAAAGUGCACUGGGACUAUUGUAACGAAUAUUGGUUAUAGACCUUUUCAUGUGGCACCAGGGGUGUCCGUCAGGGCUCAUGUUCAAUCAAUUGAUCUCUAUCCCUUCGAAGGUCCAAGCCCAAGUGAAGCUUUUAGGGCUGAUGGAAAUUUGAAGACAGAGCAACUUAAUGAAUCUUCUUCUGAAUCUCCUAGUGAAGGGAAAGAAGUAGAUAGUAGCACUAAUAAGGAAAGCUAACCUUAGUCUAUAGUUGGACAAUUAAUUUAUUGUUUUAAUAAAAUUCUCUUAACCUCGUUAAGUUUGACAUUUGUUCCAAAGAAUCCCGUCUACGAUGUUCCUAAUGUAAAUCACCUGCAUUACGAAAACACUUUGUCAUUGUUUAAUAGUCUGUACAGUUAGUAUCGUAUUUCAAAGCAAUAAAAUUACAUUUGAGAGAG